UGCUCAAUUGCAGUAGUCUUUGCAAAUAUUUUGGGACAUCAACAUGGAUCGCAGCAGUCGUCAGACCGUAAUACUCGCGCUAGUGAGUGCUUUGCUUAUCAGUGGCAGUCAAGGUGGAAAUAUUCUCGGAGUGUUUACGAGUACAAGUCCCUCGCAUUUAAUCGUACAAAUGUCGAUGAUAAAAGUUCUGGCUGAAAAUGGGCAUAAUGUGACCGUAAUAACGGCUCUGAAACCUGUAGUGACUCACAAGGAUAUUACUGUUAUCCAAGUUCCUUUGAGCGAGGAGGAUAAUAAGCAGAUGAGUGCCACUAUUGCGCAAUUUGCCAGCCAGGACAAUAGCAAUAUGAUUGCUACCAUGUUCCGAUCGAUGGAUCAAAUGAAAUUUAUGAUGGACAAGAUGCGGGAUAUCAUGAGAGAUCAGCGUGUGAAGGAUCUAUAUGAGAACAAGGACAACAAGUUCGACCUAGUUAUGUUGGGCUACUUCCUUAAUACUUAUCAACUGGGAAUUUCACAUAAAUUCAAAGCUCCCGCUAUAGUAGCAGCCUCAAUGCCGCCAAAUCAAUUAUUUGAUGGCAUAGUAGGGAAUCCCUCAUCGAUUUCCUAUCUGCCCUCAAUAGGUGUGGCUGUAGAGAAAGGUCAAGCGAUGACGUUUGUGCAACGAAUUCAAAAUUUAUUUGCAAAUGCUGCCUUGGAAGUACUUUUUGCAAUACUGGAGAUCUAUAAUGUUAACUCAUACAAACUAGUUUAUGGCGACGAUCCGACUAUGCCCCCCUUCGAAGAGAUUGGCAAGAAUGUAUCACUUGUUUUCUUCAGUUCUCAUGCUCUUAGUGAGGGACCCAUCAGACCCAAUGUUCCAUCAGUUAUCGAAGUAGGUGGCAUUCAGAUAAAGGACAAACCGAAUCCGUUACCCAAACAACUUGCCGAGUUCCUAACCAAUGCUGACAAUGGUGCUAUUCUCCUCUCGUUGGGAUCCAAUGUAAAGAGCUCACACCUUAAACCUGAAACAAACAACAAAAUAUUCAAAGUACUGUCGAAGCUGAAACAACGUAUCAUUUGGAAAUGGGAAGACCUCGAUAAUACUCCCGGCAAAUCGGAUAAUAUUCUAUACUCGAAGUGGCUGCCACAGGAUGAUAUUUUGGCCCAUCCCAAUAUUACACUCUUUAUCACACAUGCGGGAAAAGGAGGCAUAACAGAGGCGCAGUAUCAUGGAAAACCAAUGUUAGCGCUUCCCAUAUUUGGUGACCAACAUAGCAAUGCUUUGAAAAUGGUGAAAGAUGGAUUCGGUCUCAGUUUGAGUCUGCUGACUCUCGAAGAACAACCCUUCCAAGAGAGUCUGACUGAGCUUUUGGAGAAUCCACAGUAUAGUGAAAAAGUGAAGACCUUCUCUGCUUUAUAUAGAGACAGACCCAUGUCUGCUAGACAGACUGUUCUUUACUGGUCCGAGUAUGUGAUGCGUCAUCAUGGAGCCCGUCAUCUGCAGAGUCCUUUGAAGCAAAUGAACUUUAUUGCGUCCCAUAACUUGGAUGUGGUUGCCUUACUUGUAACAGUAGUAAUUGUUUUUAUCUAUAUAAGCAAGUUAACUAUCACUGCAAUUAUCAGAAAGCUCAAGGGAAAGCCAGAAAGCAUUGAUAAAAUCAAAAAACAUUUGUGUUUGCAAUUAUUUUGGGACAUCAACAUGGAUCGCGGCAGUCCCCAAACCGUGCUACUCGCUCUACAGAGUGUUUUGCUUAUCGGCGGCUGUCAAGGUGGAAAUAUACUGGGAGUAUUUACAAGUAUAAGUCCCUCACAUUUGAUUAUACACAUGUCGAUGGCAAAAGUUUUGGCUGAGAAUGGUCAUAAUGUGACUGUGGUAACAGCUCUAAAACCUUCUGUCAAUCACAAAGAUAUCACUGUAGUACAGAUUCCCAUGACCGAGGAGGAGCACAAAAGAAUGAGUGCAACAAUGUCACAACUUGCCAGCCAAGACAACGGCAAUACGGUUAUUUCCAUGUUUCGUUCAAUGGGUCGUAUGCAAUUUAUGAUGGACAAAAUGCGGGAUAUCAUGAAAGAUCAGCGUGUGAAGGAUCUUUACGAGAACAAGGACAAUAAGUUCGAUUUAGUAUUGUUGGGCUACUUCCUCAAUACUUAUCAAUUGGGAAUUGCACACAAACUAAAAGCUCCCGUUGUGAUAGCAGCCUCUAUGCCGCCCAAUGAAUUAUUUAAAAGUAUUGUUGGGAAUCCAUCAGCAGCUUCAUUUGUUCCGUCAAUGAAUAUGGCAGUCGAAAGGGGUGAGGUGAUGACGUUUGUGCAACGAAUUCAAAACUUCUUCACAAAUAUUGCCAUGGAAGUAUUUAUUGCAAUUAUUGAGAACUAUAACGCCAACUCAUACAAAGAGAUCUAUGGCGACGAUCCAAAUAUUCCCGCCUUUGAAGAGUUGGGCAAAAAUGUGUCGCUCGCUUUUUUCACCUCACAUGCACUCAGCGAGGGACCCAUUAGACCCAAUGUUCCAGCAGUUAUUGAAGUGGGUGGCAUUCAGAUUAAAGACAAACCGAAUCCGUUGCCCAAAAAACUUGGUGAGUUCCUCAGUAGAGCUGACAAUGGUGCUAUUCUGCUCUCUUUGGGAUCUAAUGUGAAAAGCUCACAUUUAAAAUCUGACACAAACAUCAAAAUUUUCAAUGUACUGUCGAAGCUAAAACAACGAGUUAUUUGGAAAUGGGAAGACCUCGAUAAUACUCCCGGCAAAUCGGAGAAUAUUUUAUACUCGAAAUGGCUGCCUCAGGAUGAUAUUUUGGCCCAUCCUAACAUUACACUCUUUAUCACACAUGCGGGAAAAGGAGGCAUAACAGAGGCGCAGUAUCAUGGAAAACCAAUGUUAGCGCUUCCUAUUUUUGGUGAUCAGCCUAGCAAUGCUUUGAAAAUGGUGAAAGAUGGAUUUGGUCUCAGUUUGAGUCUGCUGACUCUUGAGGAAGAGCCCUUCAAAGAGAGUCUGACUGAACUCCUGGAGAAUCCACAGUAUUCACAUAAAGUAAAGACUUUCUCCGCUUUGUAUAGGGAUAGACCUAUAUCUGCACGAGAAAGUGUUCUUUACUGGUGCGAGUAUGUAAUGCGUCAUCAUGGAGCCCCUCAUCUUCAGAGUCCGUUGCUGAAAAUGAAUUACAUAGAGGCCAACAACUUGGAUGUUCUUGCAUUGCUUGUUGUGAUAAUAAUUGUUCUUAUCUACAUUAGCAAGUACGUGAUAUCUGCGAUAAUAAGAAAGCUGAAGGAAAAACCGAAAAAUACUAAUAAAAUAAAAAACAAGUAAGAAAGCUACAGUCGA
Drosophila nasuta is the source of this 3295-nucleotide messenger RNA. RefSeq lists its product as uncharacterized. The record is from RefSeq and is a predicted model, not a curated record. The transcript has 4 exons. NCBI's taxonomy places the organism in Eukaryota, Metazoa, Arthropoda, Insecta, Diptera, Drosophilidae. Bases 44 to 3280 code for a protein of 1078 amino acids. Gene Ontology annotation, molecular function: UDP-glycosyltransferase activity.